Patiria miniata (bat star) is the source of this 5305-nucleotide messenger RNA. Its product is annotated as protein FAM117B-like. Bases 179 to 1558 code for a protein of 459 amino acids. The record is from RefSeq and is a predicted model, not a curated record. NCBI's taxonomy places the organism in Eukaryota, Metazoa, Echinodermata, Asteroidea, Valvatida, Asterinidae. The transcript has 7 exons.
AUACUGGUAAUCGAUACUACAGGGCGCGCUACAAAACACUAGUGGAAGAUGACAUUGACAAUGUGACUGUCUAGGAAUCGUCCAAUUUCCAACCUGUCCUGGUCUGGUCUCUUUUUUAAUCCCAGCCCGAUAUAAGUAAGACAUAUUGGGAAUUCUUGGUAGGAGUUCUGUUCUCAAUAUGUCCUCACAACCACCACAACGGCCCAGGCGAAAUGCGUCUCCAAGAGCGGGACCUCAGCCUAUGCGAGCAACGUUACCAGUCACACUACAGGUCAGACAGAGCAGUCCAACACGGUCUAGCAACGGGCGACGCUCAAGUCCUGCGCUGGCGUCAUCACCUACACAGCCAUGGACCACAGGAGAAAACCACCAUAAAGUCAAACAUAGACGGUCGCCUGAUCACAGAGCCUCACCGGAAAGAAGUCCAAGUUCACCAGGUUUCAGGGUUGAGAAGCCUAAAGCAGUACGAGCAAGUCCUAUUCGUCGCACCAACUCUCUUGAUACAAUAGCAGUGCCAUACUUGUCAGGUUACUGGCCACGGUCUGAGGCAGUUACAUGUCCUGUUUCUACCACCUCAUCCUUAUCCAACAGUCAUGAGCCUAAUCAGAAAGACCAGUCAACACAGACAGAGGAAAUAGACAGAAAAGGUUCAUCCCACAAGAGAUCGUCAUCAUGGGGAAGUGCAGACAAUCUGAAAGAGAAACUACGACAACAGCUACGUAAACAGGGUAGUCGCCAAUCUACUGCCAACACACAGCGUGCUUCACCUGUACAUGCUAAUCAUUCCACUGCUGCAACAUACACAGCGCCCUCCAGCAGUCCAGCAGCACCAACCAAUCAGCCUUUACCUCGGUCUUCUGCCAUCCCAGUCCCAAAUAAUUCCUUGAAGGCACCUACUCCUAAGAUCCGAGGAAGUGUGGAAGGUUUGAAUCAAGAGAUUGAGAGACUAGUGUUGCAAGGAGUACGCCGAGAAGAUGAUACAGAUAAGCGAGGCGUUAUCAUACAAACUCAGGAAGUGACGUUGGAUGGUCGUCGUGCACCCCCUCCUGUUCUAGCAAGUAUUGAUACUGGUACACAAACCCCUGCUGAGAACCAGGAUGAUGGCAAUAUCAGUGAAGAGAAUGGUAGUAGAGGAUCAGGCAGUCGCAGUCACUCAGUAUCACCAACAUUUCAAAUGGAUGGUUCACCAUCUCGACCUUCUAGUAGGUCAAGCUCUACGGGUAACGGCGAGGUCAAAGGGGAAAAGGGAGAAGCAUCGCCAGAUUUCCAUGGUGGCAAGUAUGCAUCAUCGCCUAGUCACAAUAGAUCCUAUCAGCUAACCAGAGACCCACCUGAUGGCUGUGAAAAAGUGCGCUCCAUUGAAGAGCCAAGUCGAAUUCCACUGUUCAUUGAGGGUGAUCUUGAGUAUUGUCCAGACAAGAAAGUAUCUUUCAAGCUCAAACCCAGCGAUAGCUCAGCAUUCUGCCCUCUACCCAACUACCCACCUGGGGAAUUUACUAAAGCCCUACAAGCUACAGUUGCUGCCACACAAACACAGAAUGCUGCAUGUGGAGAAUAGCUACCGCUCAAAUCAUGGAAUUCAUCAUUGUGCAAGUGAAGAUAAAUGUAACAUUGAUGACAUGAUGAACUAAGGGGAAACACAGUUUGAGAGGAAGUAGUACAAACUUACUGGUCCCAAGAUGCUUCCUGAUUUGACCCACACAGAGCGAAGAACUCUGUCAAAAUUGCUGAACGCUGAGGGACACGUCAUGGUGUAAUUCCCUACAAAUAUUUCACUUCAUACAUAUGCAUAAAGCUGAAUGGUUUCCACCAAAAAGAGCUUUAAGGGGUAAGGAGUUUUAUGAGAAGUGUGCUUCUAAUAGGGAACUUUAUCAAUUGUUAUUAAUAUGACUGAAGUGUACUAAACAUGAAGUGUCCCUAGGUAGGGAUAUCCAUUGGUAAACCAUUGCAGGGUUACGUCUUGAGUUCUAGCUGCCUAGGCUUGCAUGCAAUGAACUGAACAUCUAGAUUACUUCAUACAUUUACUUUGCACAGAUCUUUGGAAUGAAGCCAAUUGGUGAAACUACAUUUAUUGAUGUCAUUAAAUUCUCAUUAAACUUUUGCGUGAAGUACCGGUAUAAACCAAUCUCCGCAUUAAAACUGAUCAGUGAAUGGCCCGAGUGUGUACAUUUGUGAGUUGUACGAACAAAUUUUAACAUUUAAAAUGCUCCCUCCUCCCUCUACUAUUCCAAACUCUGGUGGGCCAUGACCAGGAUAAAACUCUGGCUAAUGGUGAUAUUCUAAGCCCCCUCCAGUCUGAUUUCUGGAUCGGCCCAAGGUCAGAAUUCCUGAGUGCUGAACCCCUGCAUGUAAGGGCAAGUCCAGCUGUUUGACUGCUGCAGACUCUCUGCGGAAUUCCUAAACCAGUCUACAGGGUGAGUCAAGAAGAAUGUGACCUGACUAGUAUUUGAAUCUUCACAUAAUUUGCAUACUCUAAUCUCAAGUUAUGUUUAAUUUAAUAAAAAGAUCACACAAUUCAGCUGGCCUCCACUGAUCAUUUACCGCUUUAUGAACUGAUGCAUACCCCUCGAUUACAAUAAACAUACAAGUUUUCCUGCAUCCAUGAAUGAACAAACACUUGCAGAAAAGCAGACAAAAAUCGCCAUCAAUAUUUUAGAAAAAGAAGAGUUCACAUGUUCCUUAUAUUCAAAGCACAAAGUCUGACAGCAAAAAUAAUGUUUCAUUCUUGACUCAAAUGAUUAAAAUCGUAUUUGAAUGCCUGUGUGAAAUCUGUAAUCACACUCGGCUCAAUUGCUUCCAAUGGCAUUCCACGGACAGCUAUAAAAAUAGGUUAUUUGAGUAAAACAUGCGUAACUUCAUUUGUGUAUCCAGUUUGAUUGCUUUUUAGGAAAAAAAAUCGUUAAUCCAGGUCACUUCUUUGACUCGCCCUGUAUAGUUAAUAAAGCACUUGUUGAAAGUGAAAAACCAACUUUAAUGUUAUUAUAUUGUAUGUUUCUACAUAUUGGGGACUACUUUUGAAAGUAUAAAGUAACUACCGGUAUUACAAGCCAGCAAAAUUACUUGGACCAUAAUAUCAAUGAUUUGCUGGAUCAGACAUACAUGGACAUGUACAUUGAUAUAUUGUUUUGGGUAUGUUUCUGUGAACAUCAGUCACAUUCUCCGGGAUCUGUACUUUGUACUGCAAGUAAUGGUCUUGUGUGCUAGCAUUUUUUUAAAUUUCAUUUUAGUUUGAUCAAGAGAUCUUUUGAAGAAUAUGUAAGGAUCUUAACCAAUGCAACAUUUGAAAUAAGUUUUGUAUGUAUUUAAUGCAGUAUAUAGCAAGUGAAUGUUAACAUAGAUGACCUUUGACCUAGACUAUCUGUGGCAAUGGUCGUUCACAUUGUUAUACGUGUAUUAGAUAUGGACAGAAAAGUCCAAAGUGUAGGUUCACAUAUAUUGCAGUUUUGUUUAAAAGCGUGUUUGUUUUUAUUUUUUUGAAGUUUAGAUGGCUUGAGAUGUUGUACAUGUAUUUUAUUCAAAUAACACAGCCUUUGCUGUAUUCAAUGUAAAUACAUUUUUGGUUUGUUUUUUAUCUAAAAAAAUGUAAUGUGUAAGCUCAGAUGUGUUUAAUGAUUUGUAACUUUGUGUGCAUGAUUUAACAUGUUUGUUAGCAUUACUAUAAUGCAAAGUGCUAUUUUGUUUUUGUUAUUGACUGUUUAGAAAGAAAGGCAAAUAGAAUGAUGGAGGGCCUGUUGUUGAUAUCCUGAGUGGCUUGCUUGACACAUACCUCAUGUUUGUUUAUUGGAGUCAAUACGUUUCCUUUUGUAGGAUAUUUUUAAAUUAACAAGUCCUAGCAUGAUACAGAUGACAAGCCAAAACACUGUUGUGAUGCUACAAAUGUAGAUGAGGCUAGAUAGCAAGAAUGGUGUGACACUUUUUGUUUUGUUUUUAAUAGAUGAUUCUUACCAAAGAGGACAAAUGUUUAUUACCAACAUAUCAAAUGGACCAAUUGUAAAUGAAGUCAAGUAACACGGAUUGAACUUUGCUUUGUUUAAUUAUGUGAAGGCCAACAAAUAAGAUGGUGUUGCAGAGGAUAAUGAGGAUCUAAAGAUGGUCUUAACUUGCAGUGAAGUGACGUAACUAGCUUUGUCUCCAACAUGAUAUGGAAUGGAAAAGUGUUUGUGACAUUGCGAAGUAAUUACCCUUUAUAGCUAGCUAAUACACACAUAGCUACGCACAUGUAUCAGAGCAUAUGUCCACAUUAUGGCACAUCUUUUUGUUUUGAAGUAUAUGUAUUCAUUAUGUCUUUAGGAACUACAUCCAGAAGUGAGCUACUAAUUCACGAUUGAAGAUCCAUAUGAAAAGAGUGAAUAACAUGAUGAACAUUCCAUGAUUGAUCGUAACUCACAAUCCUUCCAACCAACUAUUUCGGAUCAGACUAUGUGUCUUGGACCUUGAUGGAAGGGGGAAAAAUAAGUUUAUGAAAGCACAAAGAUUAGGAAUACAGAGAUUAGGAAUACAAAGAAAAGUCUUGCCUGUUUGUCUGAAACUGACAUGUCCAAUUGUUGAAUGUGUCAGCUUUGUCACAGUACCCUAACAUCUAGGUUUGCAUAAAUUUUGAUAAAAGUAAAAUUUAAGUAACCCUAAUUUAUUCCAUUUCGGCCCCCUUAUUUCUGCCCUUUUGGAUGGACUGGAAAAUAUGACUUUGAUGUUUUUUCUUCAGAAAAUAAGUUUUCAUUAGUGUUCCUAGUGUGUCAAGUUUUUGAUGUAAAACUUUUGCGGCCAUACAUGCUAAGUAUAAGCUGGCUUUUGUUUUUGAAAGUGCCAUGCAAAUACUGAACGAAGAGAAUAUUGGAUGUGAUUAAAAGCCUAAGAAUUAGAGGUAUCUAUUGAAUGUCAGUAUUUGGGCAAAGUACUCCAACUUCAAACUCCAAAAGUGUUGCUGAAUAUAAACUGCCAUCUUCCAAGAUGGUUGAGAAUGCUUAUGUAUCGAUUGUAUUAAGCUAAAUGUUAGUUUAAAAAGCUGUUUCAUUUUAUGUCUUCAAAAUUACUUCACCAGGUUGCCAAUUUUGAUGUUUCCAAUGUAAAAUAUUUUCUUGGCAUUAAUGAUUACAUUCGCUCUUGAUGUUCUGAUUUCAAGUUCAAUUUGGGAGCAAAGUUUUACCAAUAAGUCUUAUUUGGUCUGUUGAUUUGAAAUGUAGUUUUAGUCUUGAUGAACAAAAAAUCAGUUCUGGAGAUGAAGUAACAUUUUCUGUGGACAUAGUUGUUGAGAAACACCCGUACUUAAAAGAGAAAGACAAAAUAAAUGAGUCUGGAUUGGAUAGUG